AUGGGCUUUGCGCUGGGAACCAAGAUGGCCAACGGCCAGUGCAAGACGCAGCAGGACUACGAGGCCGACUUUGAUGCCAUCAAGUUUCAAUCGGACGCCACCAUGGUGCGAGGCUACUCUGCGGCCGACUGCGACAUGGCCAAGCAUGCUCUUGCGGCUGCAAAGGCAAAGGGCUUCAAGGUUAUGUUGGGAAUCUGGCCCGACGUCGAAGCAUCCUUCAAGCGGGACCUCGCGGCCGUCAUUGCCGUCGCAUCCUCGUACCCGGGUACUCUGUACGCGGUAACGGUAGGCUCGGAGACGCUGUACCGGCGCAACUUCACGGGCGCGGAACUCGCCGACAAAAUCAGCACAGUGAAAGCGCAGCUGCCCGAGGGCGUCAAAGUCGGGACGGCCGACACGUGGAACCGGAUUGCCGAUGGCACUGCCAACGCGGUACUUGGCGUAUCGGAUAUCCUGCUCAUAAACGCAUUUGCAUUCUGGCAGGGCGCCGCCAGAAACGACGCACCCCGGAUCCUGUUCGACGAUAUGGCGCAGGCGGUUAGGCGUGUGGAGAGCGAGCUUAAGGGGGACAAGGAUAAGAUACCGGAGAUAUGGGGCGGCGAAACAGGCUGGCCCACAUCCUCAGACUCGCACUACGAAGAUGCCGUCGGCGGCUUGGACAACGCGCGCUACUACUACCAGCACGGGUACUGCGGCAUCGUGAACUGGGGGUACAAUGCGUUUUACUUUGAGGCGUUUGACGAGCUGUGGAAGCCCAUGUCCGUCGGCAAGAAUGGGCAUGCGGCGGAUGAGACGACGUGGGGGGCUAUGACGGCGGAUAGGAAGGCCAAGUUUUCGCUCAAGUGCUAG
Molecule: messenger RNA, 849 nt
Organism: Exserohilum turcica Et28A
Lineage: Eukaryota; Fungi; Ascomycota; Dothideomycetes; Pleosporales; Pleosporaceae
Product: glycoside hydrolase family 17 protein
Exons: 3
Coding region: 1-849 (282 amino acids)
Biological process (GO): carbohydrate metabolic process; cell wall organization
Cellular component (GO): cell surface; fungal-type cell wall; extracellular region
Molecular function (GO): 1,3-beta-glucanosyltransferase activity; glucan endo-1,3-beta-D-glucosidase activity
Source: RefSeq, a predicted model, not a curated record